Messenger RNA from Bufo bufo (common toad), 2298 nucleotides. It is a transcript of the gene TSPAN13, whose product is annotated as tetraspanin 13. NCBI's taxonomy places the organism in Eukaryota, Metazoa, Chordata, Amphibia, Anura, Bufonidae. Gene Ontology annotation, cellular component: membrane. The coding region runs from base 130 to 741 and encodes 203 amino acids. The transcript is spliced from 6 exons. The record is from RefSeq and is a predicted model, not a curated record.
UUUAUUCUCCACCUAAGACAAGAGGUGGGGAGACAUUGGUCACAGCUGUCGCAUCCCACAGCUCCUCAGACCCUGGCCUUCCCCAGGACAUCAUCCCAGAGGGAGCCUGAAACUUGCAAGCAAGCCAAGAUGGUGUGUGGUGGAUUCACCUGCUCCAAGAACUCCUUAUGUGUCCUCAACCUGCUGUAUAUUAUGGUCAGCCUCCUGCUGAUCGGCAUCGCCGCCUGGGGCAUCGGAUUCGGUCUCAUCUCCAGCCUGCGAGUGGUCGGAGUCGCCGUCGCAGUCGGGAUCCUCCUGUUCCUCAUUGCCCUCGUAGGGUUAAUUGGAGCCAUUAAGCAUCACCAGGUGUUACUGUUCUUUUACAUGAUCAUCCUCUUCUUGGUGUUUGUCGUCCAGUUUUCCGUGUCUUGCGCUUCUCUGGCAUUAAACCACGAGCAGCAGAACCAGCUCCUGGAGAUGGGGUGGAACCACACAGCGACCGCGAGGUCCGAAAUCGAGAAAAACUUAAACUGCUGCGGAUUUCACUACUUUUCUGUGGAAGAGCCUUGUGACGCGGCUUGUUAUCCGUCCCAUAACUGCACAACAUGCGGCUCCAUCAUCGAGAAGCACGCGGAGGAUGUGCUGAAAGUGGUGGGAGGGAUCGGCUUCUUCUUCAGCUUUACCGAGAUCCUUGGCGUUUGGUUGACUUACAGAUACAGAAACCAGAAAGAUCCGCGGGCCAACCCCAGCGCGUUUCUUUGAUUGAACUCCCUUUUUCUCAAGACUCUUUCUUGUCACCCCGACUUUACAGCUCCUCUGAUUGCUGUGGUUGAUUUUGUUUGAAGGACUCGACGUCAACCCUUUUUUUUUUUUUUUUUUUCGAUCCCCCCUCGCCCCCUCCUUUUCGAGGGACAUAAAACUACCACAAUUUUCAAGUCGAAGAUUUGAAGAAAGAAAUAAAACAUAACAGAUGAAAAAAAACAAAAACUCCAAUAAAGCCUGGGUAUCCAUGGAAACACAUCAAAAAGAAAACAAAAACUCAAAAAAAACCUUCCAAAAACUGCAGUAGAUUUUAAAUACCACAUGCAGAUUAUAUAGUUAUAUCUAUUUAAUUAAAGAUCAUCCCCCCCCCCAUUCGCUUGCGGAAUCGGUUGGUUGAUGGGGGAGGGGUUGUUGUGGCCACACCUUUUUGAAUUUUUGCUAUUCAGGGGCGGGGUUCUCAUUUUCUUCAACUUUCUAAGCUCUUGGUAGAAAUAUUUCUUGAUGGUAACUUACAUUUCGAAGUAAAGGAUCCUGCAAGUACUUGUUAUGGAGCCAGCACCGUAGAGGGUUAUGAAUUGUGUUAUUUAGGUGUUAGGGCCUAAAUCCACGGCAAUAACCGCACAGAGUAAUUAGUACCUGUACAGAUUCCAUUUUAUUACUCUUAUUCUAAGCACUCCAUGAUAAGUGUAUUCUAGUAAGUGUCUGAGUGCCGGCUGCCUAGAAAACCGUAGACUUCCUGUCUGGGUGACCACGUCUCGGUGCACGUGUCCACUGGUGGUCACAGGAUAUUGUUUUUCAUCCCUCCCAGGGACACAACUUUAGAGACUGUAGUAAAACCUGGCUCUUAAUCCUGAGAGAACCCCUAUUUUAAAAAUGGCAUAUCCUUGUCAGCUGGGGGCGGGCCCCCAAUACAGAGUUGACAUGGGGGCCCAGGAGCUUUAGGCUAUGCCUCUAACAAAGCAUAAGAUUGGAUAGGCAGUUGGAUCAUUUCAGUGGCUCUUGUUUGUAAAUAUGGAAACAAAUGGAAAGAAAAUUAACUAAGAAAACUUUGUAAAUUUGGCCCCCAAAAAAACCCCAAAAAAUGACACAUUUUUUUUUUUUUUUUUUUGGAGAGAUGCUGGAAGAGGAUCUCACUCGCAGGAUAUCUGAGGACAAUUGACAAAAGGCAUCAUCACUGGAUUUUAUGGGACAUUAUUGUUUUUGCUACUAAGGUAAUUGUGCUCAUGAUAUUUUUGCUUUGAAAAUUUGCAUAAGAAAAAAUUGACACAAUUUCAACUGACCACAAGGGGUUAUGGCUCAUGGGUUCUGACUCCCCCCAGGUUUGUGGGACCACUGGGUUUGUAUAUGUAUCCAUAUAAGCUGGGGUGGAUACACUGUGUUAUACCUUAAAGGGGUGGAGCUUACAAAGGAAGUGAAAAUCUGCCAUGCUCCACCCCUUAGGAGUGUACAAAAGCUGAAAAGUGUCUUUAUACUAACAGCCCCGCCCAUGAGGAAUCAUUAUUAAACCUAAUAUCUCUAAAUAGGCAACUGGUGAGUCUCCAACCCCCCCCCCCCCCC